Messenger RNA from Mesorhabditis spiculigera, 675 nucleotides. Lineage: Eukaryota; Metazoa; Nematoda; Chromadorea; Rhabditida; Rhabditidae. The record is from the annotation of a GenBank genome assembly.
AUGGCUUCAUGGAUUCUCAUCUUCAGCCUUUUUAUUGGGUUGACUGUGGCUCAGACGUCUUCGGCAAGUAGUCAAACUCCCCCGACCAUCCUCCUAUCCCUGCCGACCGUGCUGGGGCCAGGCAGCCCAGGCCCUGAAGGGAUCUCCGUGCCUACUGUAGCUGUACAGCCCGUAGCACCCAGUCAGCCAUCACCUCUACCUGCAAUCGCUUCCCAACCAUCGGUUUCCGCUUCUACCGUCUCCACGAAGAAGGCGAAAAAUACAAAGAAGAGCGCGCUGAACAAGAUUGACCUGCCGGCGUUCCUCCUUCUAGCCGGUGAAUCGGAACGGAAGGCAUUCGUAGACCUGGCCACCAACCCGAACGUCCAGAAGGGGAUCAAGGCGACGGCCAUGCAGGCUUGGGCCACGAAAUGUGGAGCCAAUGUGUCGGCUGCCUAUACGGCAUUUUUGGCCGAGAAGAACGCCACUCAACAACAGCAACAAGCCGCCAUCACCCAGGCUGUCGCUUCACUAUCUGACAGUGCCAAGGAGGUGCACGCCAAGAUCGAGGCGGUCAAGGGUGACACGAACCUGACGAGCACGGAGGAGGCGAACAAACUCAACAAGAUCAAGAAGAAGGCCAAGACCGAGGUGUGGACCGAGCUGACCGGAGCCAUGGACCAGGCACUCUAUGCC